This is a messenger RNA of Gossypium raimondii (Peruvian cotton), 1066 nucleotides long. RefSeq names its product zinc finger A20 and AN1 domain-containing stress-associated protein 8. Gene Ontology annotation, molecular function: zinc ion binding; DNA binding. Lineage: Eukaryota; Viridiplantae; Streptophyta; Magnoliopsida; Malvales; Malvaceae. The coding region runs from base 232 to 750 and encodes 172 amino acids. The record is from RefSeq and is a predicted model, not a curated record. The transcript is spliced from 3 exons.
UCGAGUCUGUGGAAAGCGCUCCUUUUGCAGCGGAAAAGUAGUCGUCUUUUAAAUAACAGGAAAAAGAAAAACGGUAAUUUUUUUAAAUCCCAAAAAAUAAAUCAUACCACCCAAAAUUUUCUCUCUUCUCUUCUCGUCUCGGUUUGCAUAAAUCUCUUCGGUUUAGGAACUGCCGGGGUUCGAUUUUGUCAUCAAGAUCGGCCAAAUUAAAAUUUCAGGCGAUCGGAGAAGAUGGAGUCUCAUGAUGAAACUGGGUGCCAAGCUCCAGAAGGUCCCAUCCUGUGCGUCAACAACUGCGGCUUCUUUGGAAGUGCGGCUACCAUGAAUAUGUGCUCCAAGUGUCACAAGGCAAUGAUUCUGAAGCAGGAACAGGUGCAACUUGCAGCAGUAUCCAUUGGAAGCAUUGUUAGUGGCUGCUCUAGUGGUAGCAGUAAGGAACCAGCUGUGGCUGCUGCUUUGGAUGUACAACCUGUAAAUAUUGAGUCAAAGAUUGUGUCAGCAGAGCCAUCCAUUGAUCCUUCUAGAACAACCGUCAGUGAGUUGGAGACAAAAAAGGGUCCUAAUAGGUGCUCAACAUGCCAUAAGCGUGUUGGUUUGACAGGAUUUAACUGCAGGUGUGAAAACCUCUUCUGUGCAGCUCAUCGUUACUCAGACAAACACGAGUGCCCUUUUGAUUACCAGGCCGCUGCUCGUAAUGCUAUUUCUAAAGCCAACCCUGUAGUCAGAGCUGAGAAACUGGAUAAAAUCUAAGGGUCCUGGAUGAAGGUGAAGAUUUGUGUAGUCAAAUAUGAUGAUUCUCCCUCUAUUCCUUGUGUAUUGGGCCCAUUGUAGUGAAGGUUUAUAAGUUGGGUGCUUGUCUCCCCAUAUUAGGGAAGACAUGGUUGCAGUGUAAGUCUUAUAUUCCAUGUCAAUCGGUUGGCAUUACAAUGGCUCAUGUUUGUAAGACUUUGUUUGUGCUGGUUUGAUGGACAACGAUACGAUUGAACACCAUGGUAAUGCUUCUUUGUGGUAUACACAUUUCUUUAUACUAGUAGCUCGGCUAUAUCAUGUGAAGUGUGUUUUGUUA